Messenger RNA from Halteromyces radiatus, 528 nucleotides. RefSeq lists its product as uncharacterized. Bases 79 to 450 code for a protein of 123 amino acids. The record is from RefSeq and is a predicted model, not a curated record. Lineage: Eukaryota; Fungi; Mucoromycota; Mucoromycetes; Mucorales; Cunninghamellaceae. The transcript has 3 exons.
GUUUUCUUUUUCGUUUUCUUUUUUCUUAUUAUCUUUAAAAAAAAUCAAUCCAUUCAUCUUAUUACAAUUCAAUCCAAUAUGUUCCGUACUUUGUUCACUUUGAUGAUUCUUGUCUUUACGUUGGUGGUUGCCCAACAAACACCUAUUGUCAGUAUCACAGCUCCAUUACAAAAUGCCGCCUAUUCUGCUGGUCAACGUUUAGUGAUUUCAUGGAUUAAUCCUCAAGUGGAUACUAUUUCUCAAAUUCAAAUCUGUCAUGGUAAUCCUGCAGCCCUUCAACCUAUUGCUGUAAUUGCCACCAAUGUCAAUGCCAAAGGAAAUGGUUCGUUUGACUGGACUAUUCCUUCUAAUUAUACUACUGGAAGUGAUUAUGCUUUCAUUUUGGGUACAUCACCAAAUGUUGCUUAUACUGGUCAAUUCACUAUCAAUGCUGCCACAUCAUCCUCCUAAACAUUGGCUAUAGUUAGUUUAUUAUGAGCUAUCUUAUUAUAUUAUUGAAUAAAAUCUUCCUUUUUUUUAAAAAAAAAA